Molecule: messenger RNA, 3223 nt
Organism: Hydractinia symbiolongicarpus
Lineage: Eukaryota; Metazoa; Cnidaria; Hydrozoa; Anthoathecata; Hydractiniidae
Exons: 2
Coding region: 1662-2909 (415 amino acids)
Source: RefSeq, a predicted model, not a curated record
CCCCCUCCUCCAUCACCAUUCCGGAAACAAAAAGGUCUCCCGUCAUCGGUUUAGUCCCUUUGAUGGAAAAAUCAUUUAUCGUAUCCGUUCGAUUGACUCUUUCAUCCACACGCGCAGUUUUGGCAAUACUCAAGCAAAAGCUACUGCGGAGUACCAUGUGUUUGUAAGAGCUGGGCGGGGGUGCCUAUUUAAAAAACGCGAGUCUAAAUGCGAGUUUUUGUUAAGGUAAACUCCCGUUGUUCUGGCUCUUUCUUAUCAUUAUGGAUAUACCCGUUUUCUGUAUGCAAAAUGAUAAGAUGUGUGAUUUCGGCCUUUAGCAAAAUGUAUUGAUCUCCCCUAAAUAUACCUACACGCAGCCAUUUUGAACACAGUCAGACGGUUAUUACUAUGGAGCCAUUAACUAGUUUCUUGAAUAAAAAGGAUGGUAUGCAAAAAAGGGGUAAAAUUUAAACGCAGGCCAUUUAGAAAUUUAACAUAUAGUGAAAAAACUAGAAUUUAGUGGUAAAACUUUUUGCCAUUAGCAUCAUGUGUAACUAAGUGAAGUAAGCAGCUUAAAAAAUUGUUGAAGUAAAAAGUAGUAAAUCCUAGCUUGGCAAUUGCUGCACUCUGUGAGCAUAAGCUUACUUUCUCAAAUGAAAUAAAUAAUAUUUUAACCUGGCGUCGAAACGCGUAGUUAAGUCAUCAAUGAUUAAGCAUUGAACAUCAGAUUGAGCGUUUUAUUUCAGGGAGACCAUGCUGCACUGCCGCCAUUGAACAUUAGGUUAACCGCAUGAGUGCAAGUCAACCGUGCCACACAUCAACGUAGAGUGUUCUGGUAUAUGUGCACAAUAUCUUACAAGCGCAUACCGUGUUAUAGCAUUUCGGGUGUAUGCAUUUCACAAAACUUUAACACGAUUUUUGUUUUGCAAUCCUAAAAUAUAUUCAUCAUCAUUCGUGAAUUUGUCCGUAUAUUUCCCUCUCUGUAAAAAACAAUUUAAAGCUGAGAAGGCGUUAAUAACAACCUCAGCUGAAAUUUUGAUGUUUUAAAGAAAUCUCUUUGGAAAUCUUUAAAAAAAAGUAGCCUUCGAGCAUAACUUUUUUUACCAAUUAAGCUGGGUUACAAACGAAUUUUUGCAAUCAGAAUAUCGCGCUUUUUAAUUUACAACUUCUAUUGUUCUUUACUCACGUGAUCAUUACCAGAAAAUCCUUUCUUCUUCUAAUGUAUUGAGCUAGAAUUGUUCCACUCACCUGAACAAGCAUGAUUAAUUUCCCUAUUAUUUAAAGGGGUAAGAUACGGCUUAAUUAGCCGAGUGUUUGAUUUUAAUUCAGAGUUUGCUUUGAGAAACAAUUAUGCUUGAACACAUUCGUUUGCGUCUAAGCUUUCGUAUCUGAGCAACUUAUUUCAAAAUCUUUAAAGAAAGCGUGGUUAACUAGACUACAAUGAAAGCAAAAUAAGCGAAACUGAAGAAGGCGAUUUUGAACAAUUUUUAAAACAAAAUCAACGCAAGCAAUGGUGUUCAAUGAAGUAAAACAAAGUGAGCAGGUGGUAAAGUUUCUUCUCGGUUCACAUUCGGCAUGAAAGUCUUCAUACAACUGAGCAAAUGUUUUUGCUGCUGUGAAAAUAAAAACAUUCACAAAAUUGUCAUGGUGUUGCUAAAUACAAAAACUAAUUUUUCACAGUGAUGAUGGAUGGCAAAGCAAUUUGUUUAUUUUUCUUGAUUUUUAUUGUUUAUAUAAUAAAAACAGAUGGCCGUCCGCAUCACCAUAGAAACCAGAAAAAGUACGUCAUUGAAGUGCAAGAUCAUCAACAAGCAAUCAAGGGGGCAAAUCCAUUGGUCGAUUUGGAAGACACUGUACGGCGUGGAAUAAAUGAUCCGUUAGCUGAUCCCCGCUUUGUUAUGAACAAAAUAAAUGAUGACUUCUUUGGAACACCGGUGACAGAUACAUCUCUUCAUAAUAAUGAAUUGAUGGCUUACCAAGGAAGAGAUAGGUUUUCUUCGUCAAUUUUAGGAGUUAAUACUAACACUCCAAAUGGUUUAACUCCAAGCAAUCCGAUACAACAACAUGCCACUAAAGAAGAAAUCGUAGCAAGGCAUCCGGCGUCCAUACCAAUGAUUCAAGAUGUGGGAAUACCACGAUUUCUAAAGCACGGGUCAUAUUCACGUUUUCCGGGUCAUACACGUAACUUUAAAGUGCCGUUGAACGCUUUAGAUAGCGCAGCCAUUACAGCUAACAUUGCUCAGAACGUGGCCGGUGGUUUAUCUAGAGGUUUGCCUGGAAGUGUUGCUGCAUUCGCGUCCAGAGGAAAGUUUGAACCUUUUGCUAGAGGAGUAGCAAUAGGAGCUUUAACUUCACAACAACACGCGAAUGCAAGAAGACUUUCUAGAAUCAGUGUGACACAUAAUAAACUGGCUCAACACAGAUUGCCUUUGCAGAGACAAAAUAAUUUAUUGUUUCAUUCUGCACCAAAAAAACAAAACAAUUUAAAUCCAUUAACUGGUCUUCCCGAAGAUUUAGAAGAUAGGACAUUUGGUGCAGUAUCAUCCAUAACAAGUGUUGCCGACACCUCUCCUUCUUUACCCAGCUCAAUAACUGUAACAACAGGAGAUAAUUCCGAGGCAAGCGAAACACAAAAUACUGGACAACAACUACAACAACAACAAGAAGUUGCAAGUGAGCAAGAAACAAAAGAGAACGCAGAUAGCACAACUGCUGAUAAAUCAACGCCCGGUAUAGGAAGUAAUUUUUCAUCUUUAAAAGCUUACCUUGAAGCUGAUAAUGAACUGAGGGAAAACCUUGCUAAAGAUGGCUUAGAAACGUUGGAGUCAUCAAAGAAAGUUGAUUCUGCAUACAAGUCAUUAUAUAACAAUGCCAAACGUUCUAUUGAAUCAAACUCUACUAAACAAAAUCAGAGAAGUAAUCAUAGUUAAUUAUUAUUACUGAAGUUUUAACUAUUCUAUCUGUGGCAACUAGUGGACAAAUGGUAAUGUACGGACAUAUAAACACUUCAUAUAGUACACUACGUAACACUUUUAAUAGCAAGCACGGUACGAACACCACAUUCCUCCAUUCGAACGAACGCUGUAUCAAACAUUUAGAUUUUUGGCAUAUGCUUAUUGUCGUAAGAAACUAAACAUCUGUAUUGAUGGCGCUUAUAUAAAAACAUGCAAAUUCGUUACUUCAAUAUAAACGACUGACUUUAUAACCCGAAGAAAUUUUACUCAAAGCGAGACAAUGUGUAAAU